UUAUUCCUAGGUGUGCAUGGGAGUUGGUGCCUCUGCAAAGACUGCCCAUCUGUUUAGAGUGUACCCACCUUUUUCCAACAUAAGGGAUUCAGCGGGUUAUGAAAAUGGACAGAUGGAUCUUUUUUUAAUUUUUUCAGUUGCAUCUUUUUAAAAUAAUGAUUUAUAUAACUUGGUUUAUUGUUGUUGUUUUUUCCACAGAUGCUUCACUAAUGUGUGUCUUCAAGAAUAAGGUUAAAGAGCAGCCGGAGCCCCAACAAAUCAAAGAACAAGAGGAACUCUGCUGUAGCCUGAAGGAAGAGCAGCUGGUUCUGAAGCAGGAGAUCACAUCUGAGUGUAAUGGAAUUUUUGUAACACAGUUUGAAGAUCUCUCGGAGAACAACAUUUGUAAGGAGAAGACUGAAGCUGAGCUGCUUCUCUGGAAGCAGGAGAGGAGCUCUUGUUUGGAUGGUGAGGAGGAACCAGAGCUUCCACAGAUCAAAGAGGAGUGGGAGGAAGUCAACAUUAUUGAGGAAGGAAAACGGCUGGAUGGGCACCAGAAGACUGAUGGGUUUAUAGGCACUGAGCAUUAUCAGGAAAGCUUAAACUCCAACUCGGAACCAAGUGAGAGCCCAGAUUUAGAAGACAACGCUCAGAUCGCAGACAGUGACUAUGUGACUGUCCAGCUGGAUCCUCCUUCAGAUGAGAGCUCACAUUUCUGUGAAAUAUGUGGAAAAUUUUAUAUUCGAAGUUAUAAUUUGAAAAAUCACAUGAAAACUCACAAAGGUACGAAGACUGUUUUCCGUAAAAUAUGCCCAAAACCUUCUGUGAUGUAUCUGGUUUGGCCUUCCACAUGAACAUGAAAGGUAUCAUUUCUGUAAAACAUAUUAGUAUUUUUUAUUUUUUUAUUUUUAUUUUUUUUUGCAUCUUUUACAUUAAUUUUCCACAUGAAAAGUCACAAAACUGAGAAGGUUCUUUGCUGUGGUAUGUGGAAUAUGUUUUAAUAAAAAUAACUUUUAUA
Molecule: messenger RNA, 997 nt
Organism: Oryzias melastigma (Indian medaka)
Lineage: Eukaryota; Metazoa; Chordata; Actinopteri; Beloniformes; Adrianichthyidae
Exons: 2
Coding region: 156-833 (225 amino acids)
Source: RefSeq, a predicted model, not a curated record